AUGGCCGCCUCUCGUGUCUUCGCCCAGCGCCUGGCUUCCACCAUGGCCCAGACCUCCAAGGUCGCCCGUCCCGCUGCUCGCUUCCAGCUGAACGCUGCCACCAAGCGCACCUUCACCACCCAGAAGAAGGCCCCCGUUGCCACCUUCGCCGCUACCCCCAAGCGUGCCACCUCCACCCUCCUCCAGGCCAACGCUCGCCAGGCCUUCCAGACUGCUGCCCGCCGCCAGUACUCCUCCGAGGUCGCCUCCGCCAUGGUUGAGGUCUCCAAGAACCUGGGUAUGGGUUCCGCUGCCAUCGGUCUCGGUGGUGCCGGUAUCGGUAUCGGUCUCGUCUUCGCUGCUCUCCUCAUGAGUGUCUCCCGCAACCCCGCUCUGCGUGGUCAGCUCUUCUCCUACGCCAUUCUUGGUUUCGCCUUCGUCGAGGCCAUGGGUCUCUUCGAUCUCAUGGUUGCCAUGAUGUGCAAGUACGUCUAA
Molecule: messenger RNA, 474 nt
Organism: Penicillium oxalicum
Lineage: Eukaryota; Fungi; Ascomycota; Eurotiomycetes; Eurotiales; Aspergillaceae
Product: ATP synthase subunit C family protein
Exons: 1
Coding region: 1-474 (157 amino acids)
Biological process (GO): proton motive force-driven ATP synthesis; proton transmembrane transport
Molecular function (GO): proton transmembrane transporter activity
Source: RefSeq, a predicted model, not a curated record